CGACCUCCUGACUCAAUGACGAGCAUGCUAGUUGCCUUUGAACAACAAAAAAAUUGUUCUUUUUCUUGGGUCUGACAAAAGAGUUUUGGUGAAUGGGAUUCUGGCAUGGAAAGCAGGAAGUGGCGUGGUGAUCUAGAUAUUACUUCAAGCAAAAGAAACCAAUUUGAGGGUUAGUUUUCCUGGUAGCUCCAUCACCCACCAUAAGCAGGCUUUACUAUCUGUGAGCCCCUGGUUCUUGUAAAUUUCAUUUCGAUGGCAAUGAUAAGAAGAGAAGUUUCUCUACGUUUUGUGGCUUUCCUAUGCUUUUGGGCUUCUGCAAAUGGUUUACUUUCUCCCAAAGGUGUAAACUUUGAAGUGCAAGCUUUAAUGGGAAUAAAAGCUUCUCUAAAGGAUCCCCAUGGUGUCCUUGAUAACUGGGACAUGGACUCUGUUGAUCCAUGUAGUUGGACUAUGGUCACCUGUUCUCCUGAGAGCCUUGUCAUUGGCCUGGGCACUCCCAGUCAGAACUUAUCUGGUACUCUAUCUCCAAGCAUAGGCAACUUAACAAAUCUUCAGAUUGUGCUCUUACAGAACAACAACAUUACAGGACCAAUCCCUGCAGAGCUUGAAAGGCUCUCAAAGCUUCACACGCUUGAUCUUUCUAGUAACUUCUUCAAUGGGGAAAUUCCUCCCUCUCUAGGUCACCUGAGAAGCCUCAAAUACAUGAGACUUAACAAUAACAGCCUCUCAGGAGCAUUUCCGAUGUCAUUGGCUAACAUGACCCAACUUUCCUUUCUUGACUUGUCCUUCAACAAUCUGAGUGGACCUGUGCCCAGAUUUCCUGAUAAAACGUUCAACAUUGUUGGGAACCCUCUGAUCUGCGCAACCGGUUCGGAACCGGACUGCUAUGGGAAGACACUCAUGCCAAUGUCCAUGAACUUGAAUAAUUCACAAACUGCUCUACCUUCUGGCAAACCUAAAAGUCAAAAAGUAGCCCUUGCCUUUGGCUUGAGCCUCGGAUGCCUGUGUCUGAUGGUUCUGGGAUUUGGAUUGCUUCUGUGGGUGAGGCAAAGGCACAACAAACAGAUGUUCUUUGAUGUUAAAGACCGGCAUCACGAAGAGGUUUCCCUUGGAAACUUGAAGAGAUUCCAUUUCAGGGAACUUCAAAUUGCAACCAACAAUUUCAGCAGCAAAAACAUACUUGGAAAGGGUGGCUUUGGAAAUGUGUACAAAGGAGUUCUCCAAGAUGGGACUGUUGUGGCUGUCAAGAGGCUUAAAGAUGGCAAUGCGGCUGGAGGAGAGAUCCAAUUCCAGACUGAAGUGGAAAUGAUCAGCCUAGCAGUGCACCGAAACCUCCUCAGAUUAUAUGGGUUUUGCAUGACACCCACAGAAAGGCUUCUGGUUUACCCGUACAUGUCCAAUGGCAGUGUUGCUUCUCGUCUCAAAGGGAAACCAGUCUUGGACUGGGGCACUAGGAAGAGGAUAGCCUUAGGAGCUGCCAGGGGACUAUUGUACCUUCACGAGCAGUGUGACCCGAAGAUAAUUCACAGAGAUGUGAAAGCUGCGAAUAUAUUGCUUGAUGACUAUUGUGAGGCUGUGGUAGGAGAUUUUGGGUUGGCAAAGCUUUUGGAUCACCAAGAUUCACAUGUCACUACAGCAGUGAGAGGCACAGUGGGGCAUAUAGCCCCAGAAUAUCUUUCCACAGGCCAGUCAUCUGAAAAAACAGAUGUCUUUGGAUUUGGGAUCCUUCUCCUUGAAUUGAUUACAGGCCAGAGAGCACUAGAAUUCGGCAAGGCAUCUAACCAGAAAGGUGCCAUUCUUGAUUGGGUAAAAAAAAUUCAUCAGGAGAAGAAGCUUGAAAUGCUUGUGGACAAGGAUCUUAAAAGCAACUAUGACAGAAUUGAGCUCGAGGAGAUGGUUCAAGUAGCCCUCUUGUGCACCCAAUACCUUCCAGGUCACAGACCAAAAAUGUCUGAAGUAGUUCGAAUGCUUGAAGGCGAUGGGCUUGCAGAACGAUGGGAAGCUUCUCAAAGAGUUGAGCCAACCAAGUGCAAACCCCAUGAGUUUUCUGCAUCAGAUAGAUAUUCUGAUCUCACUGAUGACUCUUCCUUACUAGUCCAAGCAAUGGAGCUCUCUGGCCCGAGGUGAAUCGAUUCCGAAAUUCAUUUAUUUAUUUUUAUUUUAAUGAAAGUUAGAAUUUUGAGGAACGAGUUAUAGUUGAAGCUAUUCCACAAAGUUAAUGAGAGAUUGGAAGUCUAUGCUGUAUAAUAGUAGUAUAUUACAGCUCCAAAGGGCUUUGAUGUUUUCUUCAAUUGUACAGAAUGUUAUUUGAGUAUCUGACACUUUCAGAUAGAAAGUUUUGGUUGUUUGUAUUCAAGUUGAGUGCCAAAAAAAGGGGGAGAAUAUCCAUUAAAUCCCUGAGCUUGUAAGCAACAAGAUAAUGUUCUUCACUUAGCUUUUGCUGAUUCCUUUAAAUCUGUUGUGAAUGUUCCAA
Molecule: messenger RNA, 2473 nt
Organism: Alnus glutinosa
Lineage: Eukaryota; Viridiplantae; Streptophyta; Magnoliopsida; Fagales; Betulaceae
Product: protein NSP-INTERACTING KINASE 1-like
Exons: 11
Coding region: 253-2127 (624 amino acids)
Biological process (GO): protein phosphorylation
Molecular function (GO): protein binding; protein kinase activity; ATP binding
Source: RefSeq, a predicted model, not a curated record